UCGUCGUUCCGCGCAAAAGUAGUGAACGACACAUAGCCAGAACGACGAAGUGUCGUUUGGCAACUAAACCCAGAGCCCUAUUGUUGAGCGUGAUUCUCUCUUCUCUCCACGAUCGAACAGGUUUGGAAGAACACAAGAGGGGUUGGAAAAUGGUGGUGAGGAUUAGGCUAUCCCGGUUGGGGUGUAAGAACAAACCCUUCUAUCGAGUUAUGGCCGCUGAUAGCAGAUCACCAAGAGAUGGCAAACACCUCGAAGUUCUCGGUUACUACAAUCCCUUACCAGGUCAAGAUGGUGGCAAGAGAAUGGGUCUCAACUUCGACAGAGUGAAGUAUUGGCUUUCUGUUGGAGCUCAGCCUUCAGAGCCCGUGGAGCGGCUUCUAUUUCGAGCUGGAAUGCUACCCCCACCGCCCAUGGUGGCAAUGGGGCGUAAAGGUGGACCACGUGAUACUCGCCCUGUCGAUGCUCUUACAGGACGUGUCCUGCAUCAAGAGAAGCCAGCUGAUGCCAAUAACACUGAGCAGCAGCAUGACACUCCUGAAAACCCUUAAAGUGAUGUAUUUUAGGAUGUUUUUCCCCCUUUUUCAUCGACCAUUUUUUUCUAGAUAUAUCUUUAAUAUCUAUGUUCUCAAUUGAUUUUACAGAACUCAAUAGAAUAACUACUGUUUGUGUGGAGAAGUUGGGUUCUUUUGCUACUUUGUGGGUGUAUUUUCCAAAGCGAGGGCUAGACUCUGAUCAAAUUUAGGUUGUUCGAUAUUAUGUUAAGUGAACUGAUAGGUUAUCAUUCUCUUGAAUUGCCUGUUACUUUUGUUCUGUGGAACUUUUGAAAGUUGUCAGGGUGAUAGGGAAAGUAGGUCAUUUGAUUUUGGAUUUAUUCCUCUAUUGCACUCUGAUUGCAUUUGCGGUA
This is a messenger RNA of Glycine soja, 904 nucleotides long. Its product is annotated as 30S ribosomal protein S16-2, chloroplastic/mitochondrial-like. Gene Ontology annotation, cellular component: ribosome; small ribosomal subunit. Lineage: Eukaryota; Viridiplantae; Streptophyta; Magnoliopsida; Fabales; Fabaceae. The transcript has 3 exons. Gene Ontology annotation, molecular function: structural constituent of ribosome. Bases 150 to 548 code for a protein of 132 amino acids. The record is from RefSeq and is a predicted model, not a curated record. Gene Ontology annotation, biological process: mitochondrial translation.